Molecule: messenger RNA, 874 nt
Organism: Prorocentrum cordatum
Lineage: Eukaryota; Dinophyceae; Prorocentrales; Prorocentraceae
Source: the annotation of a GenBank genome assembly
GUGGGGUGCCCGCUGCGGCACGCGGGCCCCUGGGCGCGCGCCCUGCGCUGGCGCCGGCGCUGCCCCCGAUUCCUCGCUGGUCAGCCUGACCUUCCGCCCAGGCACGUGCGGCAUAGAGCUGGACGAGGCCACGGGCAAGGUGGUCGUGGUCGCGCCGGGAGGCCAGGCCGAGCAGCUGGGCGUGAAGGUCGGCUGGUACCUGAAGUCGAUCGACGGCGCGCCCUACGGGAUGGACGUGGUGCGCAACGCAAUAGGCGGCAGCGCUCCCUACGUUGCCGCCUACCAGCCGUUCACCAUCAUCGGCCUUGAGGCACCGCCAGGCGGCCGCGGGGCCGCGGCGGUGGGCGCUCCCAGCGGGGGCACCCUGGCGCCGGAGGCGAGCGUCAUGAACAGGAUGGCACGGGCUAUGAAGGCGAUGAAGCUGAGCGACUGGGAGAAGGACAUCAAGCAGGCGGCUGCGGAGAGAUGUCCAGAGGUUGAAGUACGCGAGGCGACAUCCCUCGAGGACAUCCAGGGCGCCGCCGCGCUGCUCGCGGAGUCCAACCCCGGCGACGGUGAGCAGCAGGGCUUCGCCGACGCGCUGGUGCCCUUCCUGGGCCUGUCCUACAUGCGCCUCCUGUCGACCAUAUCCCUGUCGUCUCCACUGACAGCCGUGGCCGUGGUUGAAGGCGAGGUCGUCGGAUUGGCCGAGGUCAAGGCGGAUGGCUACGUCAGGAACCUGGCCGUGCGCGACGGCUGGAAGCGCCGCGGCGUCGGCUCCCGCCUCCUCGCCUGGUGCGCGGAGAGCUCGCGGCAGCGCGGCGCGGCGAGGCCCGCCUUGGACCUCGGGCGGGCCUCCUUUCUUCAGCAGGUUAUCGCUGCACGUGGCGGUUGA